Molecule: messenger RNA, 1824 nt
Organism: Adineta steineri
Lineage: Eukaryota; Metazoa; Rotifera; Eurotatoria; Adinetida; Adinetidae
Source: the annotation of a GenBank genome assembly
AUGUUUAAUAACUAUCGCAAUCAAAGCUCGCCAGAAAAUGAUAUUAAUAUACUAUUAUUAGGUGAAACUGGUGUUGGUAAAACAACAUUUAUUAAUGCAUUUAUUAAUUGUCUAUAUUAUAAUACUCUUGAUGAUGCAUUAAAUGGUGAAUUAAAAGUAAUAAUUCCUUCGUCAUUUACAGUAACAGAAAGUGAAUCAUUUAAUAGUACAAAUAUUGUUAUUGGAACACCAGAUAAUAAUGAAAAUUUCGAGACUGACGGAGAAUCAUCAACUCAAUCAUGUCGAAGUUAUAGUUUUCGUAUAGGAAAUCGUUUAGUACGUCUUAUUGAUGGGCCAGGUGUUGGUGAUACACGUGGUGUAGAUCAUGAAGCAAGAAAUUUUGAACAUAUUCUGCGUUAUAUAAAUCAAUAUGAACAUUUAAAUGGAAUAUGUAUUCUUUUGAAACCUGAAGUAACACGAUUAAAUAUUUAUUUUCGUUAUUGUAUUAAAGAAUUAUUACGUCAUUUACACGUAAAUGCAAAAGAUAAUAUUAUGUUUAUAUUUACAAAUAGUCGAACAACAUUCUAUCGACCCGGUUCAACUACUACUAUAUUAAAAACUCUUCUAAAAGAUCUUCAUGAGAAAACUGGUGUUGAAGUACCAUUUCAUAGACAAAAUACAUUUAUGUUUGAUAGUGAAUCAUUUCGUUUUUUAGCUGUUUGUAAACAUGGAUUAACUUUUUUAAAUCAAUAUAAAGACAAUUAUAGUGAAAGUUGGAGUAAAUCUGUUGAUGAAUAUAUUCGUCUUAUUACUUGUAUAUUUCAAUGUGAUCUUCAUGCUGUACAAGAUACACAAUCAUUGAAUGAAGCUCAAAUAUUAAUUCAUAAACUUUCACGACCAAUUGGUGAAAUUGCUACACUUAUUCAAGAAAAUAUUUUAAUGGCUAAACAAUAUAAAGAAAAAAUUUUAAACAAUCAAACAAAUCAAAUUUCAAAUAAAAUACCACAAAAAACUGGUAAAUUUAUUCCACUUCGUCAACGACUUACUGUUUGUGUCAGUACAAAAUGUACUGAAAUUAUUCAAGUUAAUGGUGAACAAAGAAUUAAUUAUAGUAGUAAUUGUCAUGUUGGUUGUUCAUUACAUCGAGUAGUACAAGAAUGUAUUGGUCAUCCAAUUAUUAAAGGAUGUCGAGCGCUUAAAAAAACAGGUUUAUGUCGUGAGUGUGGAUGUGAUUGGACAAAACAUAUGCAUAUAACAUAUAGAUAUGAAAGAAAUUUAGAAUAUAUUAAUAUAAAUAAUUCUGAUUUAUCAACAACACCUCAAUCAAUUAUAACAUUAAUUGAUAAACGAAUAUCUGAUUUACGAAAUGAAGAAAAAGAAAUACGACAUAUAUGUGUUAAACUAUCACAAUUUUUAAAAGCAUAUUCAAUUACACCAUUUAAUGAUGAUAUGAUUGAAUAUCUUCGUCAUUAUAUUAAUGAAGAACGACAAAAACAAAUGGCUGGUACUGAUAAUACAGAAAUUAUUCGUGGUCUUGAACAAAUGAUGAAAGAUUAUACAGACGAAAUGAAUUUAUAUACGAACAGUAUUUCAGUACAAUAUAAAUCAAUAUCAGAAGAUAAUUUUGAUAAUACAACAAAUAUAAAUGAAAUUUAUAAUUUGGUACAAAAACUUUAUGAUUUACCUAUCAAUGGUAAACUUAUUCAAGAACAAGUAACGAAAAUGAAUCAAGGUCGAGCACAAGCAGCGACAACUGAUGAGCGUUAUAUUGAAUUACCAAUAGGCUAUAAUUCUCCACAAAUUCUUGAAAAUUUAAAGAAAAUUGUUACUCAAAAAAAAAGAUAA